GGAACUGCAGUUGCCAAACUUUUGACACUAGGUGGUGUUGGUAUUUGGUGGUUUGUUGAUAUUAUUUUACUCCUUUCUGGAAAACUUUUACCGAACGAUAAAUCAAAUUGGUGUGAAUAUUAUUAACAAAAAUGUCUGUUGAUCCAGAUGAACAAAAGUCACUUUCAGAACUUUUUUAUGAGGCUUUUCAAAUUCACACCGACAUUGAAAACGCUUCCGAUCCCACAAACUCAGAAGCGAAUCAGAUUUCAAUAAAACGAGGGAUUAAAUUAUCACAAAUUGUUCAAAGUCGAACUGAUGAGCUUCGAUUGUUUAGCACUAAUGAAGAAGUCGGUGAAAUAUCAUCAAUAAAUCUAAAGUAUUUACUUUCACCUUCUAUUUGCGGCGUUUUAACAUCUCUCGUACAAACCGCCAGAGAAGAAAGAAAAUCUUUAUUAAUUUCCGCUGAGAAACUCAUUUUCCAAUUUCUUGAUAGGUGUAAGGAUUAUAAUAUUGGCCCCAUAAAAGACAUAGAAAGAUGCUUAAAUGUAGACGAUUCAAAAACUGUUAAAAAUAAUCCUCGCGAUUUAGCGUCAAUGAAUGCUGAACGAGAAGCAAAAAUAGCGAAAUUUAAAAGAAACAAAGAGCUUGAAUCAAGGUUGAAACAUCUGAAAUCAUCGUUGCCAGAAAAUGACUCAGAAUCAAGCAAUGUUGAUGACGAAACUUUACGUAAUUACUGGUUAGCGGUAAUUGAAAAAUGGAUUGAUAUUUCUAUUGAAAAUAUCGGAAAUAUUUCACAAGAAAAGGAAAUUUUAAGUUUUUGGGAAAAUAUGCCGGAUAAAAAUAAUCCUCCCGUUCCUGCCCCAUCGACUUCACGAAACAAUAAAAAGCCACAAAACUUCAUUCUCACAAGAGACAAAGCACAAGCUGCUGUAUUCGGGGCUGGAUACCCCAGUUUACCUUCUAUGACUGUAGAACAGUAUUUUGAGUCCCACGUAGCCGCUGGUACUCUACCAGAUCAAGGCAUAGGACCAAGUUCGGGGGCAAAUGGGCAACAAAAUGGAGAAAACUCAUCGGAUGAUGAAAGUGACGACAAGUUGAAAAAGCAAAGAGAAUUUGAUGAUUGGAAAGAUACUCACAGAAGAGGGGAUGGUAAUAGAAUGAACAUGGGAUGAAGUACAAUUACAUGAACUUAUAAACUGUUUUGCGCUGUAAUUUGUUAUUGUCACAGCAGCUCUUCACACUCUAGUGACCCCAUGUAACUUCGCUCAGAGAUAAAUGUCCUGGGACUGUUGUUGCUUUAAGCAAAUUUCAUUAUAAUCAAAAGAAAAAAACGAUUGAUCUAUACUAGUGCUUACUAACCUAUGUCUUGUGGCCCCCUUACGGAUGGUUUUAGCACUCAUGGCCCCUCUGUUUAUCCUUCCAGUGAUAUUUAUAGUGUUAUUUUGAUUGGUGGAUUUCAAAUCCCAUUAUGUUCAGAAAAUACCCUGCAAAAUAACCUUAUCAAGUAAUGGGACUAGGAAGAACGGGGAAUUUUUUAAAGGAAAAUCAGUUUUGCGCCUAUCAUCGUGGCCCGCCACUAACUGCUCUGUGGCCCUCUUGGGGAGCUGUGGGCCCCAGGUUGGGAAUUACUGAUCUGUUCUCUUGGCUAUGAUCUACAUUAAAUAUCAAAGUUUGGGCAUCAAAUUGGCAUGCAUUUCAACAUUAUUUCAUAAAACUUAUAACAGUUAAAAUUUCGUUGCAUAGCUAGGUUUUGAGUAUUUUUUAUGGCGUUUUUAUACGACUUUGAACAAGGCUUCGUACAAGCGGCCACUGUUAUGCCAAGACCUACUAUAUUUUGAGAGAAUCUUCAUGGUUCGACACUGCCUGCAAAAAACAGCAGACUUUCUGAUUCUCACGUAAAUUAGUGAAAAAUCCUGCUAUUCAAAUAUACAUGAACUUGUCUACAAGGAUUUUUAAACAUCUUUGGGCAAAUCAAGUAAAUUUGGGAAAAUCAGAUAUUGUUCGCCUUAAAUACAAAAUUUUGAUACAUUCAAAAUGAAUUAAACAAUGUUUGUGUUCUUCAGAUACAUGGAAUUAAUAUAAAUGUAUAUCGGUCAGUGCAGUGAAUAUUUUCUUCAUACCAAAAAUUUAAGCUGUCAUUAUUUUUCAAUGAAAUAUUACGGUAAAAAUUUUGAAUUGCAUCAGAUAAUUUUGUUCAAUGUAAUUUCAGACUUUUAUUGAAAUUGUGUAUUUUAAAACUUCAGACAAUCAAAACUAUGAUUUAUCGUAAUUUACAUAGUGCCACAAAAACUGAACCUUAUUUAUCUACGAAAAUGAAGAAUAUUCAUUGAUUAAAACACUUGAAAUUUUAUUUGUGUAUCAUUGUACCCAGAGGUUUCAGUAAUCUGAGAUAUUGAUGACAAAAGAUGUUUUCUCUAGAAUGCUUCAAAUGACGUGGAUUCUGUUUUUUUGUUGAGUCACCUUGUAUAAUGACAUCUGUUUAUUAUCGAUUAUCGAUUUUAAUCAGUUAAUUUUUCCAGUUUAUGAACCAGAAGUCUGUAAUCUGCAAUGCCAAUCUAGUUAAGUCUAAUGCUUCACCCACUAUGCUCCCAAGUUGGGGACCAAGUUCGACCGUGUCCACUUGAUUAAGACAAACUAUUUUGUAUAUUAUCAUCGACCUAAGUUCCCGUAAUGUUUCGUUAUCAAUUCUGUGGAAACACUAAAUCAUUAUUCCUUGUAAUUCUUUCAACUGUACUGUACUGCUGAUUUUUUAUAUUCCAUAGA
Messenger RNA from Styela clava, 2745 nucleotides. RefSeq names its product immunoglobulin-binding protein 1-like. The record is from RefSeq and is a predicted model, not a curated record. Gene Ontology annotation, biological process: regulation of dephosphorylation; regulation of signal transduction. Gene Ontology annotation, molecular function: protein phosphatase 2A binding. NCBI's taxonomy places the organism in Eukaryota, Metazoa, Chordata, Ascidiacea, Stolidobranchia, Styelidae. Gene Ontology annotation, cellular component: cytosol.